Colletotrichum chrysophilum is the source of this 342-nucleotide messenger RNA. RefSeq lists its product as uncharacterized. Gene Ontology annotation, cellular component: cullin-RING ubiquitin ligase complex; nucleus. The record is from RefSeq and is a predicted model, not a curated record. Gene Ontology annotation, biological process: ubiquitin-dependent protein catabolic process; protein ubiquitination. Bases 1 to 342 code for a protein of 113 amino acids. The transcript has 4 exons. Lineage: Eukaryota; Fungi; Ascomycota; Sordariomycetes; Glomerellales; Glomerellaceae. Gene Ontology annotation, molecular function: ubiquitin protein ligase activity; cullin family protein binding; zinc ion binding.
AUGGCCGACGUCGACAUGACCGAUGCCCCUGGCAGCGUCGUCAAGAAGGGAGCUGACGGUGACUCCAAGGCCGCCGACGGCAAGAAGCGCUUCGAGGUCAAGAAGUGGAACGCCGUCGCACUCUGGGCAUGGGACAUUGUCGUCGACAACUGCGCCAUCUGCAGAAACCACAUCAUGGACCUCUGCAUUGAGUGUCAAGCGAACCAAGCCUCUGCCACGAGCGAGGAGUGCACCGUAGCUUGGGGCAUUUGCAACGAGCGCCUCAAUACAGUCAAAUGGUACAAUGAAUGGGCUGCGGCAAUUUGCACAAAGCCGGCCAAUGUGGCCGACCAGGAGGAGUAA